AUGAGGUACAAUUAUUCCGAAAUUCAUGAUUUUAGUAAUUCGGAAAGAGACGGUAGAAAUGUUAAGUCUGACUGGUUUUAUAAGAUACUUAUGAAUGGAAAAAAAUUAAAAAGAACAUGGCUCAGCUAUUCUUCAUAUAAAAAUGCACUUUUUUGUGUACCUUGUAAAUUGUUUACUAAAAUAGAAAACUCAUCCAACAUAUCAAAAUUAGCAUACACUGGCUUAACAAAUUGGAAAAAAGUUACCGAAAAAAUUCCAUUACAUGAAAAUUCACCAAUACAAAAAAAAAAUGUGUGUUCUUGGACUUCAUUGGAAAUGGCAUUGAAUCACUGCGAGGGUAUAGAUACAGAUUUGCAAAAUUCUAUAAGAAAAGAAGAAGAUCACUGGAAAUCCGUUUUAUUGGCAAUUAUAGACAUUAUAAUGCAUCUAGCAAUGGACGGAAGAGCAUUUCGAGGAUCUAAUGAAAUUAUUUCUAGUGUGGGAACAUCAAACCGAAGUGGAAAGUUUUUAAAUUUAGUUAAUCUAGUGUCACAUUAUCAUGAACCGUUAUCAAAACAUAUUGAAAGACAUAAAAAAGGUGGUCUUUCUUAUUUUUCUCAUGGUAUUCAAGACGAGUUUCUAGAGAUUAUGGCAAAAAGAGUUAAAGAUGAAAUUCUUUCAAAAAUAAUAGAGGCGAAAUAUUAUUCUAUACUAUUCAAUUGUACACGGGACAUUGCACACCAAGAACAAAUGACCCAAGUUAUUCGCUAUGUUAUACAAUACAACCAGAAUGAAUGCGAAAUAAUAGAAAGUUUUAUAAAGUUUGCGCGUGUGUACAACAAAACUGGUGAAUCAUUAACAGAAGAUAUAUUAGAUUGUUUGACAAAAGAUAAUCUUAGAAUAUCUGACUGUAGAGGACAAUCGUUUGAUAACGGGUCAAAUAUGAGUGGAAAAAUUAAAGGAGUUCAAGCACGAAUUAUUAAAAUUAAUAAACUUGCAAGAUUCAUCCAAUGCUCAGCUCACUCCUUAAAUUGA
This is a messenger RNA of Metopolophium dirhodum (rose-grain aphid), 1014 nucleotides long. RefSeq names its product zinc finger MYM-type protein 1-like. The record is from RefSeq and is a predicted model, not a curated record. The transcript has a single exon. NCBI's taxonomy places the organism in Eukaryota, Metazoa, Arthropoda, Insecta, Hemiptera, Aphididae. Bases 1 to 1014 code for a protein of 337 amino acids.